Molecule: messenger RNA, 2569 nt
Organism: Humulus lupulus (European hop)
Lineage: Eukaryota; Viridiplantae; Streptophyta; Magnoliopsida; Rosales; Cannabaceae
Product: serine/threonine protein phosphatase 2A regulatory subunit B''beta-like
Exons: 13
Coding region: 314-1933 (539 amino acids)
Biological process (GO): protein dephosphorylation
Cellular component (GO): protein phosphatase type 2A complex
Molecular function (GO): protein phosphatase regulator activity; calcium ion binding
Source: RefSeq, a predicted model, not a curated record
GUUCUUUCCUUAUUUUCUUUUUCAUUUUCUUUUUAUUUGUAGCUAUUCCGCACUGAAAAUUUCAUCGAUCUCUGAAACAAAUUUUCCUCUCAUUUUCUCUGGCUUUCAUUCAUUUUUUUCCCGUUUAUAUCUCCAAUUACACCCACCUUCUUCUUCAAGGAACCAAAAUCCUCUUUUCAAAGAUCUAGGGUUUCUCUCUACCCAUUUCCCCACCUGAAGAGGUUUGGCCAUUGGAGUGAACGCUCUUGCUCUUUCUCAGGUUUCGGAUUAUCGAAUCUAGGGUUCGUUGAUCUGUAUAUGUGUCUCGUCAUCCAUGAGUAUGGAAAUCGUCGGCGAUGCGGCGUCGUUCGACGCCGACUUGUUACAGCUCUCAGAGGUCUCUCCUUUGGCCAUGAAAGCGAAUCCAGGUUUCGUCGAGACUAUUUUUGAGCAUUGGCUUGCGCUUCCCGACACUAAUCGUCUGGUAACGACAUUGCUCAAUGAAGCUAAAUCAGGUGGUCCGUUGAAUGUGCCUGGAAACUCUUCUAGUCCACAUGCCACUUCUAGCAAUUCUUUGCCUUCCAUGUUUCCUGCAGGAAGUGCUCCUCCUCUGUCACCUAGAAGUACAUCUGGCUCUCCUCGCAUAAUGAAACCGAGGGCUGGCCCUUCUAAUCUAGGUUCUCCCUUGAAACUAAUUAGCGAGCCAGUUAAAGAAUUGAUACCUCAGUUUUACUUUCAAAAUGGUCGUCCACCUGCAAGCGAGUUAAAGGAACAGUGUUUGUUUAGGAUUAAUCAGUUUUUCUAUGGUCACUUGGAAGGAUUGCAGAUUAAUGAAUUUAAAUCUGUUACGAAGGAAAUUUGCAAGCUGCCAUCAUUCUUCUCUACAACUCUUUUCAAAAUGAUCGAUGUCAGCAAUGCUGGUUUUGUAACAAGAGAUGCUUUUGUUGAUUAUUGGAUCAAUGGAAAUAUGUUGACUAUGGAUAUGGCUACUCAGAUAUAUGUGAUUCUAAAGCAACCGGAUCUUAAGUACCUAACUCAGGAUGACUUUAAGCCAGUGCUACGUGAACUUUUGGCAACUCACCCAGGGUUAGAGUUUUUACAAAGCACACCUGAGUUUCAGGAAAGAUAUGCUGAAACUGUUAUAUACAGAAUAUUUUACUACAUAAAUAGAUGUGGGACUGGUCAUCUUACCCUCAGGGAGCUGAAACGUGGAAACUUGAUUGAUGCAAUGCAACAUGCAGAUGAAGAAGAGGACAUUAACAAAGUGUUGAGGUACUUCUCUUAUGAACAUUUUUAUGUCAUAUACUGUAAGUUCUGGGAGCUGGAUACAGACCAUGAUUUCUUGAUCGAUAAGGAGAAUCUUAUCAGAUAUGGUAACCAUGCACUUACAUACCGAAUUGUUGAUCGUAUAUUCACCCAGAUCCCCAGAAAGUUUACUAGUAAAGUUGAAGGAAAAAUGGGAUAUGAAGAUUUUGUUUACUUCAUACUCUCAGAGGAGGAUAAAUCAUCUGAGCCUAGCCUUGAGUAUUGGUUCAAGUGCAUAGAUUUGGAUGGAAAUGGAAUUUUAACAAGAAAUGAACUACAAUUCUUUUAUGAGGAGCAAUUGCAUCGAAUGGAAUGCAUGGCACAAGAGCCUGUCCUAUUUGAGGAUAUACUAUGCCAGAUAAUUGACAUGAUUGGACCUGAGAAUGAGACCUAUAUCACCCUCCGUGACUUAAAAGGCUGUAAACUCUCUGGAAGCGUUUUCAAUAUCCUCUUCAACCUCAAUAAGUUUAUGGCAUUUGAAACUCGUGAUCCAUUUCUCAUCCGUCAGGAACGUGAAAAUCCAACCUUGACAGAGUGGGAUCGCUUUGCACAUAGAGAAUAUAUUAGGCUUUCAAUGGAAGAAGAUGUUGAAGAUGCCUCCAAUGGAAGUGCAGAAGUUUGGGACGAAUCACUUGAGGCUCCCUUCUGAGUUCAUUAAGCGCGGACAAGAAAUUUUUUCUUAAUUCAAUCUAUAAACUGGCCAUCCAAGUUCAUAGGGAUCAGUUACUGAAUGGGCUGUUACACAGUGUAGAAAGAGAGAGAGAGAGUGACCUACAAAUCUUUCAAAAGGGGAAAUAUGGAUUUUGCAAUGUGAGAAAGGCAUUGUGUGCCACCGCAAUAAUAUUAAUAAGUUCCAGAUAUUCGUGUGCAGUUAUUGACACAGCAUUGAUUGAUUGCGAUCAACAGCCCAUUUGCCUGCCUCUCAUACAAGUUAGAAGUUGCACGAGGAGUAGCUGUCUGCUGAUAGGUGAUCAAACACAAGCCAGAUUUAAAGUAUUUAAGAACAUUCAAUUCCUUCUCUUCUCUUCUCUCCUCUCACCUUUUCUUUUACUGUCUCCCAAAUUUUAACCUUCAGUUGUAAGUUAUCAGCUAUGUUAGUCUCUCUUUUCCUCACCCCCCCUUCUAUUUUUCCCUUGAAAAAAAAAAAUUUCUUUCAAGUUAGUGGUUGGUUCUUUAGAUACUUGCAUUUAUAAGAAUUACUGGGUGGUUUCAGAUUUUCUUCUUUAUCUAGGAAUUUUGGAUCGGUCUUUUAUCAUUAUAAAUUGGUUUUCAGUGUUUGAUUCUU